GGCGCGAGCCCCUCGGAGGGGCUGCUGGACUCCGCGUACCCCCGCACCCACGCAGCCCUGCUGAAAGUGGCGCAGAUGGUCACACUGCUGAUUGCCUUCAUCUGUGUGCGGAGCUCUCCGUGGACCAACUACAGUGCCUACACCUACUUUGAAGUGGUCACCAUUUGCGACUUGAUAAUGAUCCUCGCCUUUUACCUGGUCCACCUCUUCCGCUUCUACCGUGUGCUCACCUGUAUCAGCUGGCCCCUGUCGGAACUUCUGCACUAUUUAAUCGGUACACUGCUCCUGCUCAUCGCCUCCAUCGUGGCAGCCUCCAAGAGUUACAACUGGAGCGGAUUGGUAGCCGGAUCGAUCUUCGGUUUCUUGGCCACCUUCCUCUGCCUGGCGAGUGUAUGGCUGUCCUACAAGAUCUCGUGUGUAACCCAGUCCACAGAUGUGGCUGUCUGACCAGGCCACAGCCUCCCAGCCCCUCAGGAGCUCUGCAGACAGGAGGACCCCAGGCCAGUCUCCUGGACCUGUGACCCAGUGCCAAAGACCUGCCCUGGCUGGUGGACGUCAGGAAGGGCCUGCAGUUUCCUUUGGCCUUUGGAGGAGGUGGUUCGCUGAGCUCCUGAGCUGGCCAGAUUUCUUCAGUCCUCCUUGGAGAACAGUCCUCCUCUUCUGCCAGAAAGGAAAGCAGCCUCAGGGGCUCCCUUCCUUAUAGAACCACCUCAGGUACUGAUGGUCCUAGUUAACAAACGUGGGAGUUUGUGAAUACUCCUUCAGGAAUCUGCUUCCACUUCACUUUCCUCAGGGGAAUGCCCAAUGCCUUAAAUUCCUCUUACAAAAACAAAGCCGCCUCAUAAUUUAUCUAGCUUGUCAAUCUGGUCUCUAAAAUAUCCUCUUUCUGAAAGUGGUCAGCCUGUUCCCAAAUAGGACAUCUUGUGUCUCCUUUCCUUCUCUCUGCCUUUGUUACCAUUGUGUGUGUGUAUGUGUGUUGAGUUUUUUAAAAAUAAAAUAUUGAC
Molecule: messenger RNA, 1004 nt
Organism: Otolemur garnettii (small-eared galago)
Lineage: Eukaryota; Metazoa; Chordata; Mammalia; Primates; Galagidae
Gene: CMTM7
Product: CKLF like MARVEL transmembrane domain containing 7
Exons: 5
Cellular component (GO): membrane
Source: RefSeq, a predicted model, not a curated record